CAUCAUUAAAAAUGGAUACGAAGCGCCGACGAUAUGCUCACCUGCGGGUCGUUCUUAUUCGUCGUCUUGCCCGUGUGUCGGGUGCUGCUAGUAAAACGAAUUUGACGACGGAGGAGGGAAUAUGUAUAGUGUCCCUUACUACGUAGAUUCCCAUUAACGGUCGAAAGCAAUUAGUUUUGUGCAAGAGCGAAGGAGAGGGAGUAUUACAUUAAGUCCUCUUUUGUUUGCCCACCUUGUUAGCCCCACGAUUGGCGCCAAGUAGUUGAUAUCUCUAGAGUAAAUAUGAAUUAUUUCGCUCUCUACCGGAUGAGUUUGAACUGUGAUAUGUUGUGCACUGAUGCAUUAAACAUAGCUCGGCGUGGUAAAGGAUAUCUUAAAAAAAAACAACCAACACUAGUUACAAUAUACUUGAUCAAUGAAAAUUUACUGAUGCUUUUGUUUUCAUUCAUCCCCCUUCCAUCCCAACGGCCAAUUUAAUGGUAGCAUUUUCGAAUUGGAUUGCGAAAGCUGUGAGUUCGAAAAUUAUAACGGAUAUUUUUUGACAGCCGCCCCGUGACAGAUGCAGCAGCUGACUUUGACGUACCAGUUUGCCGGGCAAACAAAACAACAACAACAGUGUAGUUUGGUGCUUGCGACCGGUGGCCGGUGUUGCGAAAUAGAACGAUGCUUCGAUUACGAAUAUUUUACCGCACUAUGUGCCAGAAGAUAGUGAAAGAAAACACUAGCCCGGAUGCUGCUCGAAUAUACGCGCCGCACAUUGGUGCGGAUUACAGAGUGGUUCACAAAUGGUUGCUAAACAAUCCUGCCCUGCUGGAGCUGGAUCGGGAGGAAACGAUCCGGAAGCUGAGCUACCUCAAGUACGUUUACAUAACCCCGGACGAGAUCCUGGAGCAGCCGCACGUGCUUUUCAACCAUCUGAUUACGCUCGAAAACCGUACCACAAUCUUGCGCGAGUGUGGGCUGGUGGAGGGCCUCACGCUGAAUGCCAUCGGCAACUAUCUGAAACUGAUACGCAAAAGCAUUGUGAUGCUAAAGCGCAACUACCUGAUUCCGAAGGAUUUGGAUAUGUAUGAGCAGCUGAAGCGACAGUUCGAGUGCCCGGUAGAGCCGAAGCUGCGCUGGGAUGACGGCACGCGGCUGCAGGAUAUGCGCAUCGCGUUCUUCAACGAAUUCCUUACCAAGCGGCUUGACUUUGGCCCGACCGAGCUGGAAAAGCUGUGGAAAUCGUACUCGAAAAUCAAGCACAAAAGCUUCGGCCACACACAGCGCGUCGUCGAUAUACUGCAGUACGAUUACCAGUUCAGCCGCGACAAGCUGAUCGCCAACAUGUUUCUGCUGCAUGCCGAUCCGGAAAAUUUGCUCCGCUUCCCGGUCGAGAUACCGACGAUUGGGGGUGUCGAGCUGAAGCAGGUGGUGGCGAAGUAUCCCAAGAUCAUGAUGGUCAACUAUGAGUCGGUGAAGCGAGUGAUUGGCAUUUUAAAACAGCUCGACAUACCGGACGGCGAGGUGUUGAAAUGUUUGUCUGUGUUUACAUUGUCGUCGAAAACGAUAGAAUAUCGGCUGGAGCGGUUGAUGAGCGUGAAAGAGUUCGAGGUGCUAACGAAGCAUCCGCGGGUGCUGAAGUUGAUCCAGUACCACACGAAAGCGGCAAUACGGCUGGACUAUCUGCAGCAGCUGAAAGUGCGCUGUGCCUCGCUGGAUGUGCUGUCGAGCAAUUCGCAAAACUUUGAAAGGUAUGUCCGCGAAGGAUGCGAUCGUACGAAGGGUAAAGAUACGGGCCACGUGCUGAGACACAUCUUCAAGGAGCGGGGUGAUGCCGCAUUGCAAAAGAUAAAGCGUCAUCCGAACUGGUUCCAUGUGCCGGUACUGCAAAUGCAGGAAACGGUGGAUACGUUGCUAAAGAAGAAGUUUACGCUGGACGAUAUCUUCAAUAACGUUCACAUCCUGCUCUAUCCACUGAAUCGAAUUGAGGAGAAACUUACCGCACUGGAAAGCGGCGAUCCAAAGCUGCAAGAGGAAAUGGGCGUGGAGCUGUACAGAGCGGACAAAACGCAACUGUUGGCGCUGGCGCUGUACCUGGUGGAGCUGGAAUUCCACUUCACCGGCGAUGGUGUGUGGCCGGAGCAGGUCCAGCAGAGCGAUUCCAGCUCAACCAUUAAUGUGGAGCUGCCGAGCAGUUUAAGCGGUGAGUAUAAGUUUGGCAAAAAGCCUUCGAAUGCAAACAGUUCCUCAUGAUAGUAUCGGAAGACGGGGUUGUUUGUAGCUUCGCAAACAGUUACAGAGGAUCGAACAGUUUGAUGUAAGAGAUUUGAGCAUCUGUAAAGCGAUGAGUUACUUUCAAAACUAAUGUGUAUAAUACAGAGUUUUCUAAGGUUUUUUUGUUCUUUCCCGAGCAUUGUUGGUUGCUUCCCGUAUUAUUUAGUGUGUUUCCACGAUUUUAUGGGUGUGUCCCAGAAUUUUUUGGUUCAAUUUAUAGAUGUCCAAUGGGAUAAUACCAUUAAAUUUAUGGAAAACGAUGAAUAAAUCGUGAGACGACCUGAAAAAACUGGAACUAAUCAAUAAAUCAUGGGAAACCCUUUAAUUAGAGGUAGGUGAGAAGGGUGGAAAUGUUUGAGUAUUUAAAACUACUAUUUGAUAACAUAUACUCUUCAAACAAGCAUUUGUAGUUUGGUAUUUAGAUAGCUUAUUUCGAACUUUAUCAGAGUUUUAUUUAACCGAAAAAGCCAUAUUACUACAUUUAAAAACAAAUCCUAACAUCUACUAUAAAAAUGUUGCAUUUGUGUUAGUUGCUCUUAAAUAGGUUUCAUAGGAAAAAGUGUCGAUAUGUUAUUUGUAAGAAAAUGUGUUGAUUGUAGUGGUUGUAUUAUUUGAAAGGUUUGUGAAAAAUGGA
Messenger RNA from Anopheles coluzzii, 2890 nucleotides. RefSeq names its product transcription termination factor 5, mitochondrial (gene mTerf5). Gene Ontology annotation, molecular function: double-stranded DNA binding. The transcript has 4 exons. Gene Ontology annotation, biological process: termination of mitochondrial transcription; regulation of DNA-templated transcription. The coding region runs from base 664 to 2235 and encodes 523 amino acids. Lineage: Eukaryota; Metazoa; Arthropoda; Insecta; Diptera; Culicidae. The record is from RefSeq and is a predicted model, not a curated record. Gene Ontology annotation, cellular component: mitochondrial matrix.